Messenger RNA from Pelobates fuscus (common spadefoot toad), 1302 nucleotides. Its product is annotated as myb-like protein X. The transcript has 9 exons. NCBI's taxonomy places the organism in Eukaryota, Metazoa, Chordata, Amphibia, Anura, Pelobatidae. Bases 163 to 1302 code for a protein of 379 amino acids. The record is from RefSeq and is a predicted model, not a curated record.
GCUGGGAGAGGAUGCGCGUGACCCGCAGAGGCGGUCAUAGACAUGUAGGCGGUCACUGCGGGGUUGGCGCGAGAACCGGACACGUGACCAGCACGACCGCGAGCAACGUCAACCGGCAACAUCGGGAGUAACGGGGGGCUCGGAUUCUAUCAUUGAUUGGCAAUGUCUGCAGAGGAAAUAAACACCCUUAACCAACACUUGGAAGACACAAACUCGACUUGCCACAAAGAGCUUGGAAGGCCUAUAUCUGCACCUGUGAAAAUAAUUAGGAACAACUGCUUUGGAGACGACGCUGUAUCAUCCACUAAAACCAAAGAGUCUCACCGGAAAAGAUGGCUGAAUGGGGACCACAGGGAAAUGUCCAAACGUUCGAAGGAAGAGAAACCUUUCCAGAAUGAUCUUCAUAAUGAGAACUCCUAUAAAGUCGAAAGCUCUGUUGCAUCCUCUGAAAACCUGCUGCAAGGUCAUCUGGCUUCAAGUCCAAAGGUAACUACACCGUGGCUGGAUGAGAACAGCAAUGUUGUCACUCCUAGCUGCACCAACAACAACGAAGAAGGGUCCAAAGAGUUGAACUGUAAUUAUGAGAUUGAGAAAGCUAAAGUUACAGGAGAGAUUUCAAAUCGAAAUUCUGAAUCAUCUUCGGGUGACUCUAUGAAAGUGAGCUCAAAUUGUAAAGAUCCUUCCCAAAAUAACAAAGAACCGGUGGUUCAAGUUUACUCUGAAGAGCACAUAGAUGACCAGAAUACUGUGGAUUACCCAAAGAGUAAAGAAUGUCUUGUUAUAGAGGAAAACCAACAAGAAGUGGCAGGCAGUUCCAAAAAGAAAGAGUUCAAACCUGUGCAGAAGCUCUAUAAAAUUGAAGAAUCAGAAAAGUCUGAAAGGAAAAGACUGAAGGAGCAUGCUGAGGAGUCGAAGAGAAAAGAAGGUUCUGAUCGUGGGGAGAAAGAGAAAAACAAAGUGUCAGAAAGCACUGGAUGUAAAAGAAAUGACAAAACAGACCGUGAAAAUAGGGAAAAUGUGAGGAAGGACAAGAAAACCACCAUAAAGAAGGAAAUAUCUAACAGUCAGUCCUCAAGUAACAAAAUUACAGAAAAGGAAAGCUCAGGCGUGUCCAUGGAAGGCCCAAAGCAAAAUAAGAUUGAUUUAGAUAAGGUGGUCACCAAUAAGACCACACAGUCCUCGGAAAAGACACCAACUACAAUAGAAAAAAAGAAGAAACAACACUCAGACAAGUCUAAAGACAAAAACAAAACUAGGGAAGAAUUGGUGCAUCUUAAAACAGAGAGAGAAAAAGGAAACUAG